This is a messenger RNA of Branchiostoma belcheri (Belcher's lancelet), 1005 nucleotides long. RefSeq lists its product as uncharacterized. The coding region runs from base 1 to 1005 and encodes 334 amino acids. The transcript is spliced from 2 exons. The record is from RefSeq and is a predicted model, not a curated record. NCBI's taxonomy places the organism in Eukaryota, Metazoa, Chordata, Leptocardii, Amphioxiformes, Branchiostomatidae.
AUGCUGGAGUCUGGAGUGCAAGUGGCAAAGCAGUCAUCUGUAAAACUCCCCCGUCGUGUGAUCAAAUACUCCAAGAAGACGGACUUUGGUGUGGCCCUAGCCACUCAGAACUGGUCUGCGGUGUUUGAGUCUAGCUCUGUGGACGAGAAGGUUGCUAUGUUCUACUCUAUACUCAUGUCCCUUGUGGACUCUCACUUCCCUGUCAGGAUUAAGACUGUACUGACAAAUGAUAAGAUCUGGAUUACUCAAAGGGUACAUAGCGUCAUUGCAAGCAGGCAAGCUGAGUUCAAGCGACACGGAAAGUCACCUUUGUGGAGGAGUCUCAGAAACAGGGCAAAGACUGUGGUCAGACAAGCCAAGAACUGGCAUUACCGUAACCACAUACAACACCUCAAGAGCGAGAGCCCUCACAAAUGGUGGUCAUGCAUUAACAAAGAACUGGGAAGAUCACAUGCGACGAGCACACGGGUUACCACACAUGAGCAAGGGGAUGGUCAGGCAGCUGAGAAGAUCAGUCAACAUUUUGCAGAGGCCUGGUGUCAAAGCCAGUGUCUACACAUGUUCCCACUCCCUCUCACUGCACCAGGCCCGGACCUGUGCACCAUUGGGGAAGUCAAGGUUCUCCUGAAAGCCAUUAACACCAGGAAGUCGUGCGGGCCAGAUAAUCUCCCCAAUUGGGUUCUGAAGGAAUUCGCUGAGGACCUGGCACCAGUAAUCACACAUGUGUUCAAUGCCUCUUACAGUGAGGGCACAGUACCAGUAAUCUGGAAGUCCGCAAAUGUCGUCCCAGUGCCCAAGUCUGCUGGUUCUUCGGACGUUUCCAACAUGAGACCGGUGUCACUUCUGUCAGUCCUUGCAAAACUGUUAGAGAAGUGUGUCCUGAAAAGGCUGCUUCCCUCAUUACGUACAGUCAUCAAGGACCAAUACGCGUACAUGCAGGGGUCGUCAACAACAAUCGCCCUAGUGCGCAUGGUGCACACCUGGUUGACUGCAUUGGACUCCUGA